Molecule: messenger RNA, 12351 nt
Organism: Cololabis saira (Pacific saury)
Lineage: Eukaryota; Metazoa; Chordata; Actinopteri; Beloniformes; Belonidae
Gene: cacna1aa
Product: calcium channel, voltage-dependent, P/Q type, alpha 1A subunit, a
Exons: 50
Coding region: 1124-8794 (2556 amino acids)
Biological process (GO): chemical synaptic transmission; calcium ion import across plasma membrane
Cellular component (GO): voltage-gated calcium channel complex; membrane; neuronal cell body
Molecular function (GO): high voltage-gated calcium channel activity
Source: RefSeq, a predicted model, not a curated record
GGUUCGGGGCGGGGAUGGUGAGGGACUUCUGCAACUCGAACGGCCAAAAAAGCGAGAUGAUGAGCGCGGCCAGGGCGGCGGAGCAGCGGCCGUCAUAGCCUCGUCUUCCACCGACCAGACCGCGUCCCCGACUCCGCUGCUGCUGGACGCAGGUGAGGGACCGGCGGUGAAGGUGAUGGGCGCAACCACAGAGGAUGCUAUUGAAGUCAUUUGAAGAAGAGAAAAAAAAUACACUUCAUCCACAAGACAAUGGUGACACCGGUGUUUCGAGGGAAAACGGUAUUUUUCUAUCUCCUUUCUAUAUACUCGAGAUUAUGCAUUCUGAAUUAAGACUCUUGAAUUAGAAAUGUCAUCAUUUUUCUGGUGUGGAAGCGUUGCCAGAGCGCACUUGUAAAAAAACAAUUGUAUAGGGUGGCGGGAGCCACAUUAUUGCCACACACUAAACAUUGCGGAUGUUCCAAAAAUAAAUAAAUAAUAGUAGCUCUUCCCUUUUUCGAUGCCUUCUAAGUCUUCGGAGACGCGUCUGUUUCCAAUAUGCCAAGUUGAACGCUGACGACAGCCGUAUAGUUAUCUGGCUGUCCAUUAUUUUCUGAUUCAUAUUCGACUAGCUAAUUCAUCAAGGCCUGGAUUUAUAGCUUUUCUUUACAUUGUCAUCAUGAGUGAAGAAAUGGACUGACAGAGAUGUGCAGGGACAUCUGGUUCACUCUGAUACACAAGCAUGAACCAUGCAGAACAUGAAUCAUUCAUGUUAGCCUCACAAUAAUUUCAUGUUGGGGUUGAAUUCUGCUUUAUACGGACAUAAGAGCGGACCAAAGACACCCUACAACCAGUCAGCCAACCAACCGACCGACCACACAUUCAAUUUCCUCACACCCACAUUUGGCCGUUGGCAGAGAAACACAGAGAAGGAGACGGUACAUGGGCGUCCUCGUCUGCUGAAAGCCAGAGCCGCAUAUCAGCUGGUCGGAUGCAGGUGUUCAUCAUAAGCUCCCGAGACAUCCCGUUGUGCAUAUGAGACGUUCCGAUCCGGAUGGGAUGUAAUGUUGUGUGGCUGCACAGCUGAGCAUUGGUCUCCUUCUCCGCUGCUUCGUGAAGACUGGUGUCCGGGAUCGGCGUCCACAGCAUGGCGCGGUUCGGAGACGAGGUGCCGGCCAGGUACGGAGGAGGGCCCGGCGGGGGCCCGGGGGGCCGCGGCGGCGGCAGGCAGGGUGGCCCCCACGGACACGGAGGACACGGUCACGGCCAUGGACACGGACACGGUCCCCCCGGAGGGCCCGGGGGCCAGAGGGUGUACAAGCAGUCUAUGGCGCAGAGAGCGCGGACAAUGGCCCUCUACAACCCCAUCCCCGUGCGUCAGAACUGCUUCACAGUCAACCGAUCGCUGUUCAUUUUCAGUGAGGAUAACUUCGUGAGAAAAUACGCCAAAAAGAUCACCGAAUGGCCUCCAUUUGAGUGGAUGAUUCUAGCCACCAUCAUUGCCAACUGCAUCGUCCUGGCUCUGGAGCAACAUUUGCCUGAUGGAGACAAGACACCACUGUCUGAACGCCUGGAUGAUACAGAACCGUACUUCAUCGGCAUCUUCUGCUUCGAAUCAGGAAUAAAGAUCCUGGCACUUGGUUUUGCCUUCCACAAGAACUCCUACUUGAGAAAUGGAUGGAACGUCAUGGACUUUGUGGUGGUGUGUACGGGGAUUCUGUCAACUGUGGGCUCAGAUUUCGACUUGCGGACGCUUCGGGCUGUGAGAGUACUAAGGCCUCUCAAACUGGUGUCUGGUAUUCCCAGCUUGCAGGUUGUGCUAAAAUCCAUCAUGAAGGCCAUGAUUCCUCUACUGCAAAUUGGCCUGCUUCUUUUCUUUGCCAUCCUCAUGUUCGCCAUCAUCGGCUUGGAGUUCUACAUCGGCAAAUUCCACUCAACCUGCUUUGACAAUCAAACAGAUGAGAUUCGAGAAGAGUUUCCAUGUGGGAAUGAACCGCCCUCGCGGCUGUGUCCAGAGGGCACCCAUUGUAGAAAGUACUGGCUGGGACCAAACUACGGCAUCACCCAAUUUGACAACAUCUUGUUUGCUAUCCUCACCGUCUUCCAGUGUAUCACCAUGGAGGGCUGGACUGAACUGCUCUACUAUAGCAAUGACGCCUCAGGGAGUGCAUGGAAUUGGAUGUACUUCAUCCCUCUAAUCAUCAUCGGCUCCUUCUUUAUGCUUAACCUGGUGCUUGGUGUUUUGUCAGGGGAAUUUGCCAAAGAAAGAGAGCGUGUGGAGAACAGGAGUGAGUUCCUGAAGCUCAGAAGACAGCAGCAGAUCGAAAGGGAACUUAACGGUUAUCUUGAGUGGAUCUGCAAAGCAGAAGAGGUCAUCUUGGCGGACGAUGAAAACGAAAAUGAUUAUGAUGGUUCUCGGCGGAGAGCCACAAAGAACCAUAAAAGCAAAGCUGAACUUCUAAACCCAGAGGAAGGGGAAGGAGAUCUGGCAGUUGGUUCACCUUUUGCCCGUGCCAGCCUGAAGAGCUCCAAGCUGGAGGGAUCAACCUUCAAGCGACGAGAGCGACGACUGCGCUUCUUAAUCCGACAUGUUGUCAAGUCGCAGGGCUUCUACUGGACUGUAUUGUGUUUAGUGGGCCUCAACACCAUGUGUGUGGCUGUAGUGCACUACGACCAGCCUGAACCUCUUUCAGAUUUUCUAAAUUUUGCUGAAUUCAUCUUCUUGGGGAUAUUCCUGACAGAAAUGUGUGUAAAGCUGUAUGGCCUUGGCAGGCAGGCCUACCUCAACUCCUCCUUCAACUGCUUCGACUGCAUUGUGAUAUGUGGUAGUAUAUUCGAAGUGCUAUGGUCCAUCAUCAAUCCGGGCACGUCAUUUGGCAUCAGCGUGUUACGAGCACUCAGGUUAUUGAGGAUCUUCAAAGUCACGAAGUACUGGGCAUCUUUGCGAAACCUUGUCGUCUCCCUGCUCAACUCCAUGAAGUCCAUCAUCAGCUUGCUAUUCCUGCUCUUUCUCUUCAUAGUUGUCUUUGCCCUGCUGGGCAUGCAGCUCUUCGGAGGACAGUUCAAUUUUGAAAAUGGUACCCCUCCCACCAAUUUCGAUACCUUCCCCGCAGCAAUAAUGACCGUGUUUCAGAUCCUGACCGGCGAAGACUGGAACAUGGUGAUGUACGAUGGCAUCAAGUCUCAGGGUGGAGUCAACAAGGGCAUGGCCUUUUCUGUCUUCUUCAUUGUACUCACACUUUUUGGCAACUACACUCUGCUGAAUGUGUUCUUGGCUAUCGCUGUGGACAAUUUGGCCAAUGCACAGGAGCUGACUAAGGAUGAACAAGAGGAAGAGGAGGCUGCCAGUCAGAAGAUUGCGCUGCAGAAAGCUAAGGAGGUGGCUGAAGUCAGCCCACUGUCUGCUGCCAAUCUCUCCAUUGCAGCCAACAAAGUACACAGUGAGUGUCACAACGCAACCGACCCCUUUCUGGACUGUAAAGAUCAGCAGAAGAACAAUAAAGGUAUCAAUAAGUCAGUGUGGGAACAACGCACCAAGGAGCUGAGGAAGCAGACUCUGGCAUCGAGCCGCGAAGCGCUCUACAACGAGCUGGACGCUGAUGACCGCUGGAAGGCAAGGAAAGGGAGGGAGGAGCAAAACAAUGUCAACUUUUCACGCCACAUUCGCUCCGACAUGAAGACCCAUUUGGAUCGACCCUUAGUUGUUGACCCCCAUGAGAACCGAAACAACAACACCAACAAGACGACUGCCAACAGCUCAGAGCUCUAUGUCAGCAAGCAGCACCCUGCUGAUGAGCUCCACAAGCAAACACGCAUUCACGAGGAUCACAGCCAAGUUGAAGGGGGUGGUGGCGGCGGUUCAGGACCAUCCAGGCCUCCGCUGGAUCGAGGGGAGUCGACAGAGAGUAGACGGAGCCGAAAAGGUGAGCAUCACCACAAAUCGCGUGUCCGGCUGGAUGCUACGGUCAUUCCCGGGCCGGGCUCGGAAGAGAGGCCUUCCAGACGCCAUCACCACACACGGAGCGGCAGUCGGGGUGGAGGACAGUCGGAGCACAGGAAGCCCAGGUCACAUCGAAAGAAUGCUGAAGAUGGUGAAGACGGUGGAGGGGAAGCUGGAAAAUCGGGGCGACAUAGGAGCAAAAAGGUGUCCGGGAGUGCGGAGGGAGAGCACGAGGGAGCCGGUGCUGGUGGCGAGAGGAAGCCAGCAAGAAAUCGGCAUGGAAAUCCAUCAGAGGGGGAGGGGAAGAGGAUGUGCCAGCGCAGGAGGAAGGAUUGCAGUGUCCCCAACCUCUCUACCACUCGUCCUAUCCAAAAGAGUCUCUCCAGACAGAAUAGCCAGUACAGCGAAGACAUGGACAACCUCAUGAAUACCAAACUAGUAUCUGGUUCCACUCCACCUGUCGAAAGUCGCCCUAAUCCCGUUGCCAAUCAUAGGGUAGCCCCCGGCUUUGGAUCUGCCUUCCAUCUUGCCCAUAGUGGCACUCAUGGAAGUCUGGUCACGUUAGAUAGCUACGGGAAUAUAGGACAUCACCGUGCCAACAGUGUCAUCAGACUGCCUCACCCUGACUACACAGCCAUAGAUAUGCCAAUUUUUCCAUCCAAAAAUGCCAUACUACAAGUCAACAAAAAUGCCAACACAGAACCUCUGCCAACGAAGGAAGAUAAGAGUGAUGAUGACGAGAAAGGAGCUGAAGGAGGACCUAAGCCCAUGCCGCCAUACAGCUCCAUGUUCAUCAUGUCCACCACCAACCCGUUUCGUCGGUUAUGUCAUUACAUCUGCACCCUCCGUUAUUUUGAGAUGUGCAUCCUGCUGGUCAUUGCUAUGAGCAGUAUUGCCUUGGCUGCUGAAGACCCAGUCUGGCCCGAUUCACCUCGAAAUAAUGUUCUCCGUUAUUUCGACUAUGUCUUUACUGGAGUUUUCACCUUUGAAAUGCUCAUAAAGAUGGUAGAUCUAGGGUUGGUCUUGCACCAGGGCUCUUAUUUCCGGGACUUGUGGAACAUCCUUGACUUUAUAGUGGUUAGUGGUGCUCUGGUGGCCUUUGCCUUCACAAGCGGCGCCGGCGGGGGGAGCAGUACAUCAAAAGACUUAAGCACCAUCAAAUCUUUGAGGGUGCUGAGAGUGUUGCGUCCUCUGAAGACUAUUAAACGUCUUCCCAAACUCAAGGCUGUGUUUGACUGUGUGGUUAACUCCCUGAAGAAUGUGCUGAACAUCCUGAUCGUCUACUUACUCUUCAUGUUCAUCUUCGCUGUGGUGGCUGUGCAGCUAUUCAAGGGCCGUUUCUUUUACUGCACGGAUGAAUCUAAAGAGUUUGAGCGUGACUGCAGAGGCGAAUAUCUGGUAUAUGAGCGUGAUAACGAAGUGAAGGCGCAGAAGCGGGAAUGGAAGAAAUACGAUUUCCACUAUGACAAUGUGGCUUGGGCCCUUCUCACCCUCUUCACUGUGUCCACUGGAGAGGGGUGGCCGCAGGUACUGAAACAUUCGGUUGAUGCGACCUAUGAGAAUCAGGGCCCCAGCCCCGGUUACCGGAUGGAAAUGUCCAUCUUUUACGUGGUGUACUUCGUGGUCUUCCCCUUCUUCUUCGUCAACAUUUUCGUAGCUCUUAUCAUCAUCACCUUCCAGGAGCAAGGAGACAAGAUGAUGGAGGAUUACAGUUUAGAAAAGAACGAGAGAGCAUGUAUAGACUUUGCCAUCAAUGCCAGGCCUCUGACACGCCAUAUGCCUCAGAACAAGCUGAGCUUUCAGUACAAAAUGUGGGAGUUUGUGGUCUCGCCCCCAUUUGAAUAUACCAUCAUGGCUAUGAUUGCACUUAACACGGUCGUGCUGAUGAUGAAGUAUGACGGAGCUUCUGACACCUACGAAGCUGUGUUAGCCAACCUGAACAUAGUGUUUACCUCCCUCUUCUCUUUGGAGUGUGUGCUCAAGAUCAUUGCCUUUGGAGUACUGAAUUAUUUCAAAGAUGCCUGGAAUAUUUUUGACUGUGUGACAGUUCUGGGCAGCAUCACUGACAUCCUGGUCACAGAGCUUGGGGAUAAUUUCAUCAACCUGAGCUUCCUAAGGCUGUUCAGGGCAGCUCGUCUCAUCAAGCUGCUGAGGCAGGGGGAAACCAUUCGCAUCCUGCUUUGGACCUUCGUUCAGUCUUUCAAGGCUCUGCCUUAUGUCUGCCUCCUUAUUGCCAUGCUGUUUUUCAUCUACGCCAUCAUUGGGAUGCAGCUCUUUGGAAAUAUUGCAAUUGAAGAAGAUGGCGAGAGCGCCAUCAACCAGCACAAUAACUUCAGGACCUUCGUACAAGCUCUGAUGCUUCUCUUUAGGAGUGCAACAGGAGAAGCAUGGCAUGAGAUCAUGCUGGCGUGUCUGGGGGGUAAUGACUGUGACCCCCUGAUGCAGAAUGACAAACCUGAGUGCGGCAGCCAGGUUGCCUACCUCUACUUUGUCUCCUUCAUCUUCUUCUGCUCAUUCUUGAUGCUGAAUCUGUUUGUAGCCGUUAUCAUGGACAACUUUGAAUACCUGACUAGAGAUUCAUCCAUUCUGGGACCUCAUCACCUGGAUGAGUAUGUCAGGAUAUGGGCCGAGUAUGAUCCUGCUGCCUGCGGGCGCAUACAUUAUAAGGACAUGUACAGUUUAUUGCGAGUUAUCGACCCGCCUCUCGGCUUAGGCAAGAAAUGCCCCCAUAGGGUGGCCUGCAAGAGACUGCUCCGUAUGGACCUGCCUGUGGCCGACGACAACUCAGUCCACUUUAAUUCCACUCUCAUGGCUUUGAUCCGCACGGCGCUGGAUAUCAAGAUCGCCAAGGGUGGUAUUGACAAGCACCAGAUGGACGCGGAGCUGAGGAAAGAGAUGAUGGCGAUCUGGCCCAACCUUUCCCAGAAGACUCUAGAUCUGCUGGUCACGCCGCACAAGUCAGCGACAGACCUGACAGUUGGGAAAAUCUACGCUGCUAUGAUGAUCAUGGAGUACUACCGGCAGAGCAAGAUCAAACGCUCACAGGCUCUCCGUGAUGAGCAGAAUCGAACGCCAUUACUGUUUCAGCGCGUGGAGCCUCCCACCCCUGACCACGACGGGGGUCCGGAACUUACCAACGCCCUGCCUCCGCCCGAGAUGACGGGGACGGUCGGCAUCCUGCCGGUGGAGGGCAGCAUCCCAGAGAGCCAGUCGUGGGUCACGGCUCGUGCCAAGGAGGUAACCCAGAAUACCGGCAGCUGGAGCCCCGAGGGACACUCUGAGGACGGUCUGGGAAGCAUGACCAACUCACAGACGGUAGAGAUGAAAGAGAUGGGGCAGGAUGGUUACUUGGAUACUGAGCACUUUCCACCAAUGGAAGGCCACGGCAGGGCCGCUUCCAUGCCGCGCCUCCCAGGCGACAACCAACAGCGGAGGAAAGGGAAGCACCGUGGCAGUACCCUCAGUACCAUUAAUGACAGCAGUCCCAUGAAGCGCUCGGCCUCGUCACUGGGCCACAGCAGGUCUGGGCGGGGCCACAGAGACAGAGACGACUUCAACAUGGAACGCACAAUACCUGAGGAGGGAAGGCCUUCCAGACAUGGACACCGGCGAAAAGACCGGAGCCAUCGAGCAUCUGAGAGGUCCCUCUGUCGCUACAACGACGCAGACACAGGCCUGGGCACAGACCUGAGUACAACCACCCAGUCGGGUGACCUCGUAUCAAAAGAGAAAGAUCGCGACCGAGACCGGGGCCGGUCCAAAGACCGUAAACACCACCACCAUCAUCACCACCACCACGGCUCCAUGGACAAGGAACGCUACGUAGCAGAGCGAGGGGGGGAGCACGGACACAGGCACUCCCGGGACAGAGACCACGACCGGGAGAGGGAGAGAGACCACGACCGGGAGAGGGAGAGAGACCACGACCGGGAGAGGGAGAGAGACCACGAUCGGGAGAGGGAGAGAGACCACGAUCGGGAGAGGGAGAGAGACCACGACCGGGAGAGGGAGAGAGAGAGAGAAAGGGACCGGCGCUGGUCGCGAUCACCCAGCGAGGGCCGCGACUGCAUGACGCACAGACAGGGCAGUAGUUCGGUCAGCGGAAGUCCCGUCCCCUCAACCUCGGGGACCAGUACGCCUCGCCGAGGCCGCCGACAGUUGCCUCAGACACCUGCAACACCUCGGCCCCAUGUCACAUACUCUCCUGUAAUCCGUAAGGCCGUACCCGCGCCUCCCGGGGGGACUCAGGGCCGACACCCGGCCCCGGCCACUCGCCACUUUUCUCCAGAGCCUCCCCAGGGUCAGGGUCCUCCCCCCGCUGGCCUCCCACUCGCUCACCACGGCGCAGCCCGCCAAGGCCAUCACCCACCGCCUCGCUGGGGAGAUGCAGGUGGAGGAGGGGGGUCCAUGGAAGGGGACGGCUGCUUUUACGACCAGGAGUAUCAGGACUAUGAGCCGCACCAUGAACCACCUGCCUAUGAGCCAGGCCCCAUGCAGGGUGGCAACCCCCACCCCCACGGCCUGGCCAGCCACCCACUGCCACCUCCCACACAACCACAGCCUCACAACCCCCACCCCCUUCCUCCCCCGCAACCUCACCCCGUUAACAACCCCCACACACAAGCCACUCGCACCUCACCCAUGACGGCUCGCCACGCGCCUCCUCCCACCACUGACUUGACAGGGCCCGUGCAGAACCAGCCAGCUGCUCAGCGCCGCCUGCCCAAUGGCUACCGAUCUUCAUCGCCUUCCACACACCUCCAUGGACCCCCACAUACCGGGCCUCAUAAGGUUCCGCCUCCAGCCGGGCACCCGAGGGGGCCCCGCAAGGGCCUGCAUGAACCCUACAAUGAGACGGAGGAAGAUGAUUGGUGCUAGCCUCGGGGAACGGUGGAGGGACGUAGGAGGAAAAAUAAUUGAUCACUGAAUCGAAAGAAAAUAGAAAAGCUCUGAGCCAGAGCAGUGACUGCCAAGGGAAAACCACCAUUUUUCUUUCUUGUUUGUUCAUUGUUUUUCCUCUCCUCCACUUCUUGGGGUGUCCCAGGGAUGUUGAGCUAGAUGAAAGGAUGGGGCACCAGGAUGAAGGGGUGGUGCAAGAAUGCUAAAGCAGAAUCUGGAGAAACAAGUAGCGUAAGACAAGGUUAAAAAAAAAGAGAAAAAAAACGACCUCCUGUAUUCUGCUUGCAUUGUUGUUCGUCAUCUCUUGGUGCCGAAAGAGACCACGCUGAAACUGCGGUUUCUGAAGAAGGCAGUAGGAGUGAUGGACACUUCUCUUUGUGUCUUAAUUUAUGCCUCUGGCAAUGAGCUAUAGCCACUUACAAGAUGUCAAGAGUUGCGACUCGAUAAAAGACACUUUAAAGUAAGAGACAAAGGAAAAACCUCUUUUUGUUCUUUUUGUCUUUUGGUUUUUGUUUCUCUAAGCUAACUUCUGUCAAGUUAGCUGCAAAAAAAAAAAAAAAAAGUAUGGAAUCCAACCCUCCCAGCCACCAGGUGAAUAUUGAUGAGUUUUAUCAUCUGUGUUUUUAAAUAAGAAGAAAACUGACAAGGAGCCUCUACCUGUGUGAGGUGGGAAGGCUAAGUGGAUGGGAGCGUUGGGGAGCGUCGCAGACGGGUUGAAGAGUCUCUGCCGAAAUCUUGAAGACAGGAUGGGUGUGUUGGGAAUAUUUAACACAUUCCUCCCAGAGACAAACCCUUCGGCCGACCUCAACCUAUGAUCUACAAGAGAGGAAAAACAAAAAAAGGUAGUGAUGGGUGUCGGAAACAACAAACAAACCAAUAACUGUUUUCUGCAGUAUUUCUUCUUCUACUUCUGCAGCUGCUUCUUCUUCCUCCUCUUCUUCUACUUCUUCAAAACAUCGAAGCUUGAAUCUUCAGUUGCACCCCACGCAGCUUCGUUUUUUUUAGACUUGCGGAGUUGUACACCCUAUGGAAUCCUGCAUGAAUGAAACAAAAGAAUACUAAUAAUAGCAACAAUGAGAAACUACUAUCUGUGGAGGGAAUUUCUCCUCUGCCCUUUCUCUUAUGGUCUGUAGGGUUUCUCUCUUUUUAUUAAAAAUGCUUUCUGUUUCUCUCUUUGUGCUCUGAAUGACAUUCCUCUCUCAUUCCUGAAUGUCUGAAUGACAUUUUUUUCUCUCUCAUUUACACGAGAAAUCAAAAGACAGAGGGCUAUGGGGAGAUUGGAUAGUUAGUGUAUGUUUAUCUAGGGGGAACAAAACAAUUACUUUUUGCUUGCUUGUCUACUGUUUGUUCUGUGCCAAAUGCCUGCCACUAAUACAGCUGGAAUUGCACAUAUUUUUUAGUGAAAGUAAACUUUUUGUAACCAAGGUUGUGAGGAGAACAUUAUGUAAUGGGUAGCAGGGUAUAAAUGUGGAUUUAAAAAUAAUUAUAAAAUUUUUAAAAAAUCGACAAAAAAAACAUAGUGACAGUUGAAGUGAAGUCUGACGAAUCAGUAACAUUUCAAAGUCUUCCAAGGUCCGGGGUUCAAACAAAGGCAUCAGAGAGGAAGAGACCAAUAGAAAGGCACAGAAAGGAGAGAAAUUCUCAAUAUCUGUUUUCUUUGUCACUAAAAAGUAGUAUAGUGACUUGUAACGAUCAUAAUGAUUGUGAGAAUGAGACAGUUCUUUUUUUUUUCUUGUAUUUUGUUUUCAUUUCAAGCUCAGCAAAUCCUUUCUCCAACCCCGGGGUGGACGUCUAACUGUCAGUCACACUUUAGGAGAAAUGAAACAGCAGAAGAACAAAUAUGAAUCUGAAACGAUCAAAUAGAGCUGGAGUCAAACAGGAACCGUGUCUCAUGAACGGUGGUAGAGCAGUUACACCAUCGCUUGUGGCCUGCAGGUGGCGUUGUGUGACAGCAAAGCUCCCUUUAUUCCUCUUCUGAUUGGGUGUAGUUGUGCAGCAUUGGUGGCAUCAGUGAAGUUCAGCUCAUUCUUUCUCUCUCUGACACCACCUCAUCUGGUGUUUGCUGGACUGCAGUGUAGCGCAGUCCUUACGGGUUGGAGGGACGAUGUCUGGGCCCUGCCGCGCUCCUGGUGACGCCUGAUUUCUGUACAUUUCCAACUCCUGUGCGAAGAUAUUUUCUAUCGGUGUAUUUCUCUGUGUGCCUCAAACUAACACUGGUCACCAACACGCACCACCGUCAGCCCCAGCAUCCGUGUCGUGAAUCUUUUUAGUCGACCUCCGUUUAACCUGAAGGCCUAUCACAUGUUGACCAGAGAAUGCAAAGAAAAAAAACUGAAACGAAAAAAACUGCCUAUUAGUGUCUUUCCAGCCUUAGUGGAAUGUCACAGACAAGUAUUUUUCACAUCACCACACUUAAAGUCAGAAAGCAUACUACGUAUGUGCUGUAGCUCCUGGUUGUGGUGUGUAAGUGGGUUUCUGUGUGUAUGCGCGUGUGUUUCUGAGUUUUUGUGUUUGAACUUUGUUUUGAUUUCUGUAGUUUGUCUCUGAGAAUCCUUUUUGAAAUUUGAACAUGUUACAUCGUUGUAACAAUGUGCAAUUGUGUGUCAGGGUGUGUGUGUGUGUGUGUGUGCGUAUGAGAGUGUGUGUCUAUGUAUACACAGUAUGUGAUGUCAGAAAACCCCCGAAUGAAACAUGCAAAGGCCCAAACAUUCACGUUCCAUCUUUGUGUAUAUGCUGCAGUAAAAUCCACUAACACGCUGACUAACCACGCAGUCUUUAAAAAGCAAUGUAAAGUCGCUACGGGGAGAUUUUUGUUUGUUUGUUGUUUGUUUGUUUUUUUAAAGUACAAAAGAUUUUAAAAAGAAAAAAAAAAAUCUAGUUCCAGAAAUGCAUGUGCUAUGUGCAUGCCACACCGUGGGUUAAAAGUCAUCUUCAGGACAUAAAAGAAAAAGCACAUUAAUUUAAUUCAGAGGAAUUAAAACAUUUAAAAAAAAGAUAUAUAAAUAGAUAGAUGUUUUUCAAAAAAUAAAAUAAAAAACAAUGUUUCCUUUUUUCCUUCUAUUUUUGAGAACAAAAAAAUGUUAAAAAAAAUUACAAAAAAAAUCUAAAGAGUUUAAAAAAAAAAGCAGAAGAGACUUUGGUCAAAGUCUUGGGGUUUUUUUUGUUUUUCUUCUGUUAUACAUGGGGUUGAGACGCAACACAUCCAUGUUGAGGACACCAUGAAAAAAAGAAUGGUUUUUAAUGAAAAAAGAAAUACAAAUAAAACUUUCAAAAAAAGAACAUACAGUUCAGAAGAUGGUGUAUUGUCCCUUCUACUUUGUGUGAGGGUCAGGGGGUGCAGGAGCGAGCAAGCUCUGUUGAUGUGCUCGCUCAACUGGCUGUUGGACCUUUGAUCUCUCAUUCACUCCCUCUUUUUUUCUCUCUAACUCUGUCUCUCUCACACUCUUACCUGUUGCACUCUUAGCCAGUCUCACCGCUAUUUCUACCAGUGCAUUUUGUAAUUCCAAACAGAACUCUUCCUAAAGAAUAAAAUCCAG